AUGUAUAUAUAUAUAUUUAUAAUACAACUACAAUGCUUCGCUCAACAGUAUUUAUAUGACUGGCAAUGACAAUGAUCUCGCUCAUUUUGAUAAUGAUUUUGCCUUUGGGGUAACAUAUUUCACCGCCCUUAUUGUUUCACAAAGUACUUGUAAUACGUACGUCAAAGCCGGCUUAGCUUUCAGUGUAUUUGGCAACCGUUGAGAUUGACAGAGGUCACAAAGUAACUUGGUCAAUGUAACUUCAAGUUUUUCUACGAGUAAACCAAAAAAUUGCUGCUUUGGUUUUGUUCACUGUAUUCAAGGCUUGCUGCUGUACAUGUUAAAUACGUUUGGUGUCAUCAUGAAGGUUUCGAGAAAAUACAUGGCCAUUGUUCUCUUGGUCCUUUACUUAGGAAGUCUGUCAUUUGCUGAAUCAGCAUAUCUUCGAGCGGUUUUCGAUAUGAAUUACGUGAAAGGAGAAGUAAGAUUUUAUCAAGAAGCAAAUAAUACUGCUCGAAUCUCUCCCAACUUAACUGGUAUCCAGUCACCACUAUCCUGGAAGAUCCACAAAUAUUCCAUGGUAUACCGAGGCAACAGCAUGCGCAGUUGUAGUCUUAGCAACAUUGGCCCGAUUUUCCAUGCAGGUGGGAAUAUGUCAAGGAUUUGUGCUGUUGGGGAUCGGAAUUGUACACAUGAAAACUCAUCCACUAGUGAUCUUUUUGAUCCACAGCUACGCUUGAAUGGUUUACACAGUAUUUUUGGUCGAUCACUUGUUCUUUACGUAAAUGGCUCUAUGCCUUGGGCAUGCGCAUUGAUCGAUUACAAUUACGUAGUCACAGCAGUGACGACAUUCCGUAGUCCUGUCUCUGGGAUUACGGGAACCGUACGCCUCCGUCAACCUCGGGAUCAUCCGAACUUAGAUACAAGCGUUGAAGUCGACCUAUUCUAUUCGAACGAUAUAAAAAUGGCAACCUUUAACUGGACGGUGGAGCUUGCAAAUAGCACCCUGCCGCAGGAUGGAAGACCUUCAUUCGAAGCCUCGUCUUGUGAAAUAUCCACCAAAAAGAUAAUAGCCGAAAAUGUCGAAGUUUCUUUGGCCACUCCUUAUCCAUCUCCCCAAAAACUCCAUUUUAGUACAAGCGGUCUUCCACUAACUGGAUCCUUGUCCAUAAUCGGCCAAACCAUAGUUUUAAAACAACAUGGCAAACCUGUAGUCUGCGGCUCGAUUGUUGAAGUUCUUCCGAUAGAAGGUGAAGCAGUUUUUGAUGUAAUGGGUGUCAACGGAUCAAUGCAUUUCAAGCAGGAUUCCGAGCUUGCACCAACUGUUGUCACCGUCAAUCUGAAAGGACUUCAAGGCAAUGGUUAUUCCUAUCAUGUUCAUGUGUACAGAGUGCUCUAUAUGGCAAUCAAACGUCGUGAGAAUUAUUUAGGAAUGUGUGCCAACGGUUUUGUUGGUGGACAUUGGAAACCCUAUAUGACUAAGUCAGCAAAACCUGGUAACGGUACUGUUGACAAGUAUGAAGUUGGUGAUCUAAGUGGAAAGUAUGGUUUGAUCGGUGGAAAGAAUACAGUUUCAUUUUCUCGUAAAGAUUACAAUUUACCGCUGUUUGGAAGGAACAGCAUAAUGUUCCGUUCAAUUGUGAUACAUUACGAAAACAGCACACGAUGGUUGUGUGCUAAUAUCAACCCAAAAAACGCCACCUUUCUCUUUAAAGUCAGAUCUAAUUUUGUUGGACCCGAAUUCAAUGGCAGUAUUGAUGUGGAACAAGCAAGUUUUCUAAAAAUGUAUGGGGCAAGUCACAUAACUUCAUUCUUUAUAGAUUUAUGGAAUCUCAACAGAACCUACGAAACUCGCAACCACAAUUGGCAUAUACAUGCUAAAGAUAUCGUUCGUGAUCAAUUGAACAAAACUGGAAAAAGAUGCUUGUCUGCUGGAGGGCAUUAUAACCCUUAUAAAGUUAGCCUAAAGGCAAAUUACUCCGAAACCUGUGGACCAAUGAAUCUUUUACGUUGUGAAUUGGGCGAUACUUCGAGCAAAAUUGGAAAAUACACCAUUGGUGCUGGCAAAAAUCGUUUAACGGAAUCAGAAAAUUAUUUUGCCUCGGUUAACACAAUUCUUGGGCGCUCUAUCGUAGUUCAUGCUGAAGACAGUGGUGCUCCUCGUGUCGGCUGCGCUAAUAUGAAACCAAUCAGUAACAGUUUCGUUAGAAAGGAAUUAGUCUUUCGAAAGAACUCUACAAAAAACAACCUGGCAAAAUUAUUAGCAUCUGAAUUAGGGAUUCAUCGAUGGCGAGUUGUGCAAGAAGGGAAAAUAGUAGACUACAUGGACAGAUGUCAAAAAGCAAGCAUCAUCUUCAUUGAUAGUGUUUAUUCUGACCUUGGAAAACGCUUUGAAGAUUUGAAGAGUAAUUGGUCCAGUAGUCCAAUCGAGUUCAUGCCUAAGAGACAAUGUAGUUCCACACCUGUUACAUCAGAAACUCCGACACCAUCACCAACUCGUGCAUCACCAACUCGUGCAUCACCAACUCGUGCAACACCAACUACAUCAUCAGGCAAUGCCAUUAACCAUCGAUGGACGACUUUGAUUUUGAUUAUUAGUCUUCUACUACCACGCACUUUCUGGUGAAGAAAUGCAAGAGUUUCAUUAGAAAUACCUACGUUGAUAUUUAUUUUAUAUAUAUGCAGUAUAGUUAGGAAUGUAAAGUUAUAAUAAGUGCACUUUUUAAAAGAAUCUCAGCUUACGUCACAUAUAAUAUAAUUCGCACAAGUGGCUGAUUACUGGUUACGGGGCCUGUAGUAGUCUAAGAUGAAUUGCAGACGUUAAUUUCAAAAAUUAUCGAGUCAUGGGGAAUGGGAAAGCAUGAGCACCAUAAGCUCGACAUAGAGCAUUUAACAGUAGAUAGCACAAUAGUCAUUUUUGAGAAUAUUCAAUGGCACAAUAAGCAUUAAAAACGAGUGUAAUAAUAUUCGUUUUUCCAGUCAUAACAAUUGCAAAUAUUUAAACAUGUCCUCAAAAUAUAAAUAUUAUAAAACUA
Messenger RNA from Xenia sp. Carnegie-2017, 3014 nucleotides. RefSeq lists its product as uncharacterized. The coding region runs from base 317 to 2605 and encodes 762 amino acids. NCBI's taxonomy places the organism in Eukaryota, Metazoa, Cnidaria, Anthozoa, Malacalcyonacea, Xeniidae. Gene Ontology annotation, biological process: superoxide metabolic process. The transcript has 11 exons. The record is from RefSeq and is a predicted model, not a curated record. Gene Ontology annotation, molecular function: metal ion binding.